AUGGGGAUCGUGCAAUUUCCGCAGGAGUGCAUGAAAGUCUCCCCAAAUGCGGAUCAAUCCAAGUAUUGCAGAUUCCAUAGGCAGGUGGGCCACGAUACCGAUGAAUGCAACAUGUUAAAACGCCAGAUUAAGGAGCUCAUCCAGAGGGGAUACUUCAGACAGUUCAAGAAGGAUGACAGCUCCGAACCGUCAUCCUCGAGUGGUAAGAAAAGGGAACACGACCAAGUUACAGUAACAGAUCUCUCUGACAAAGACACAGAAGAGCCCAGGAAACACAAGAAGCAGACCAUACACUUCAUCUGCGGAGGUCCUGCAGGCGGAGAUACACAAGCAGAAAGGAAGAAGUGGAGUCGCCAGUUAUAUGUAGGUGAGGUGGUCAGCCUUCCAAAGGGAAAAAAGCAAAGGAGGGAAGCCAUUACCUUCUCUGACGAUGACCUCCCAGAAGGUCCACUGCCUCACCGAGAUGCGUUGGUGAUCAAGAUGGAGAUCAACGACAGCAUCGUGCAUCGCAUACUCGUAGACAGCGGAAGCUCAGUCAACGUGAUGUACUACGACGCUUUCACCAAACUGGGACUCCCCAGAAAUCAACUCAAAGAGGUACGGACUCCACUUUCUGGUUUUACGGGGGAUUCAAUAGAGACGGAGAGAUCCGUGGUACUACCGGUAGAGAUAGGCGUGAGCCCCAACACCUCCAAGAUAAACAUGGAGUUCAUUGUUGUGAAACUCACAUGUGCCCAUAACAUCAUACUGGGGAGGCCAGCUCUGGAAGAUCUGAAGGCGAUAAUCUCGAUGGAGCACCUAUGCAUGAAAUUUCCCACACCAUACGGGAUAGGAGUUGCGAGAGGAGAUCAAAGAGCAGCUCGUANGCAGAAAAAGUGCUGA
Molecule: messenger RNA, 882 nt
Organism: Ipomoea triloba (trilobed morning glory)
Lineage: Eukaryota; Viridiplantae; Streptophyta; Magnoliopsida; Solanales; Convolvulaceae
Exons: 2
Coding region: 1-882 (293 amino acids)
Source: RefSeq, a predicted model, not a curated record